UCAUAACAGAAAAUCAUGGAAUCAUUUCUGUCAGCAUCAAAAGCAGCAUUGUUAAACCUAUCCAACUACAAAACAAUUCGCAUCGUUUUGGGUAAUGAAACCUGCGAUUUAGAUUCCGCUGUAUCGGCAUUGAUACAAGCCUUCUCCGAAUAUUUGGAUGGAAUUAAAAAGAAGGAAAUAAAUUUGGCAGUAAUUCCGGUAAUGAAUAUACCUGAGAAAGAUUAUCGUGCCAAAACAGAAGUUGUAUACUUCUUAAAACGUCAUAACAUAUUUUCCUAUUUGCUGACGUUCCGGAAUCAAAUUGAUCUGAAAGCUUUAAGAGAGACUACGGAAACUAAAUUGGAACUUGUGCUUGUUGAUCAUCAUAGCCUUCCAGACGAAGACAUUUAUUUGAAAGAUUUCGUAGUGAAAAUAAUCGAUCAUAGACCAAGAGACGAACGAUGGUCUUGGCCUGGCAGAAAAAUUUAUUUGCAAAGUGUAGGCAGUUGCGCGACCCUAGUAGCACGAAAUUUGUUUAAUAAACAUCCAGAAGUAAUAGAUUCACAAAUAUCGAGUCUUUUACAAGGCCCGAUUUUGAUCGAUACUUCCAAUUUUUCAAAAGACGUUGAUCGUGCUACGCCUGUCGAUAUCGAAGUUUUUGAAGCACUCGACAAAGUCAGCCUAUUAGAUGUCAAUAGAGAUAAAGUAUUUAACGAGAUCAUUAGAGCAAAAUCGGAUAUUAGCGAAUUAACUACCGAUGAUCUUUUGAUCAAAGAUUUGAAAGUAACUGCUGGCGUGCCAAUUGUCGGAUUACCUAUGUUGGUAAAGAAUUUUCUCGAUUUACAAAAGAAUCUAAAAAGUCUAGGAGAUUUUGCCGAACGUAGAAACACCACGAUUGUCAUUCUAAUGGGAUUGGAACAUAAUUCAGAAAAAUUAUCUCGAGAUAUUGCUAUUUUUUCACUAACUAUCAAUCGACUAAGAGAAAAGAUAAUAAAAGCUCUAACAGUAUUUGCGGAACCAUCUCUCAAGUUGACUUUGAUUAGAGAAAUUUACGAAGAAGAUGGAAAUUUUAACUUGAUCCUUUAUGCACAGAAUAAUUUGCAUGUUACGCGGAAACAAAUCCUACCGAUCAUUCGAAACAUUUGUACUUUUCCACUUGGUAUGGAGGAGGGUAAGAUUCCAGAUGAUGCGAUCACCGCCUCUUCUAGUUACGAAACAAAAUCGGUGGGUCCACAAAACGCAAGGAUACGACAAGAGAAAAAUGGUGGCGCUUGGUGUCCAAAAGCGCAAAUAAGUAGCGCGAUACGGGAAUAUCUGGAAAUUGAUCUAACAAGAAACCAUCUGAUAUCCUGGACCGAAACUCAAGGCCGAUUUGGUAAUGGUCAAGGUCAGGAAUAUGCGGAAGCUUUUUUUCUUGAAUAUUGGCGCAACAAGAGAUGGAAUCAAUACAAAAAUUUGAAGGGUGACACAAUACUACGUGGCAAUAGCAACACAUACUUGGUAGAAAAGCAGAAAUUAGAUUUGCCGUUUGUCGCGAGCAAAGUACGAUUCGUACCUUACAGUCAACAUCCCCGUACGGUUUGUAUGCGAGUUGAAAUUUACGGAUGCGUAUGGGAACAGUACAUAACGAGUUAUAGUGCGCCAAAGGGAUCAAAUCUUGGUCCCGGAGGAUGGAAUGUUCAAGAUUCUUCGUACGAUGGUAUUGAAUUUGACUCGCUUCUGAUUAACGGCCUAGGUCAACUAACGGACGGAAUAUUAGGCGAGGUUUCUGAAAUUCCUAUUUCUCCAACAAAUGGAACAAACUGGGUAGGCUGGUCCGAGUGUACUACAGUUCAGAUUAUAUUUCAUUUUCAAGAAUUACGAGAAUUCGAGAAUUGCUCUGUACAUGUCGCUCGUAUACCGCAACUAGAUGUCGAGAUGUUUUCAAUAAUGCGCAUUUGGUUUUCCAUUGAUGGUGAAAAUUAUCAAUCAGAAACAGAAAGAAUGGAAUCAUUAAGCGAUACCAGUUCAUCUAGUGCCGAAACAAUUUUAACAUCGAUCCCGUUGCAAUCUAGAAUCGGCCAAUUCGUAAAAGUGGAAUUUAGUCUUGCUGCAAAAUGGUUACUUCUUAGCGAAAUUACCUUUUACACUGGUAGCAGAAAUCGAUUGAACAAUUCAAAUAUUUCAAUUGAUCGAUCGUUCGAAAUGAAUACAGAUCAAAAUCGAAGCGAACCACGAGCAAAAUCAAGCAGUUCCCUGGAUUCGAUAUUGGGUUUUAACGUAACGGAACUCUACGAAAUCCAUGAAGACGUCUCAACACCAGAUGCCUUCCCCGUUGGCACAUCCCAAACAUACAUUGGUCUUGUUAGCGGUCUACUAACAAUUUUUAUCCUCUUUCUAACAUGUACUACUUUUUUGAUAAAACAGAGAGGUCGUAACAAAGUAGCUUUACUACAAAAGCAUACAGCCUUACUCUGUGAUUCAUCUGCUCCAAGCAUUGCGAUUUCCCCGAAGGAUGUUAAACUUUCAAAUUCAAUCGUAACCGGAUUAUCAUUGAUUCGCAAACCUAUCGUUAUAGCCACUUCUGAUAACUUUCCCAAUCGAUUCGAUACAGAUUUCCAAACAGAUUCUCGUGUUACCGUCGUCGAUUCCAAUCAACCACAUCGAUCUACUUUGUAUGAGAGAACGUAUAAUCUGUUCUCUGAAGAAAAUCUCGUGCUUCUGAAAUCAAAUGCAUCCACUAAUACAAUCGAAUCAUGUUCCGAUUUAAAGUGUGAUUCAAGCUUUACGACAAACAAGUCAUCAGAAAUUACAGGCCCAACUACGAUAUAUUCAUCAAAAAGAGCGCUACGCCAUCAAUCAAGCAAAAUAAAUCAAAAAGCUUACGAAGGAUAUAAUAUUGGCACGGACAUUUUAACGAUAAAGAAAAGAGAGGUUCCGUCGACUUUGAGUCCAUUUACACCGCUUCAUAUCCGCGAGAAGAAUGUUUAUUUACCACGAAAUAUUGAUUCACACAGUGUUCAACGCAUUUCUAGACAUAGAUUAAGGAUAGUAGAUAAGCUCGGAGAGGGAAAUUUCGAUUCAUUUAAUGAAACGUUGGACUUCACAAAAGAUAUGCACGUUUUAUCGAUGCUCCGAAAUUCGAACGUGGCAAAGAUGAUUGCCUUGGUAGAAGAAGAACCAUUUGGAGCUGUUUUCGAGUACAGUCAAUUUGGAGAUCUUUCUAGCUUUUUAGAAAGCCGCACAAAUCUUGACAAAGGCGAUAUUGGCUAUGGCAAACGAUUAAACUUUAUCACCCAAAUUGCAUCUGGUAUGAAGUAUUUGGAAUCCAUAAACAUUGCACAUUGUGAUUUGGCAGCCAGAAAUUGCAUCGUUGGUAACGACCUGACGAUAAAAGUAUCGGAUCAUGCUAUAUACUGCAACAAAUAUAACCAUCAUUAUUUCAUCACCGAACAUAACUUAAAAAUUCCUCUUCGUUGGAUGGCAUGGGAAGCAGUAUUAUUGGGUAAACGUAACUGUCAAGCAGACAUUUGGGCAUUCGCGGUAACAAUUUGGGAAAUUUUUCUAAAUUGUAAGGAGAUACCAUACGCGGAUUUAACAGUGACACAAAUUUUAGAAAAUUAUGGUCGCUGGUAUCAAAGCGAAGUACGUAUCGGUAAUAGGAACGACGAUAUGAACGGCGAAAAAAAUCAACCUCGAAUUCCUUCACGACCUGAUCAUUGCCCAGAUGAUCUUUACCGCAUAAUGAAGAAAUGUUGGAAUACACAAGUCGAAGACAGACCCAGUUUCAUGGAAAUUCAUCUGUACCUUGAAAGACUAGCUCUCGAUUGAAUGUUUGAUAUACUCAUGACCGAGUAACACGGACCAAACAAAUUACAAUCAGCCAAGAAGCAUCCUGUGUAAACGUUUUAGCCCUUUAUG
Messenger RNA from Eufriesea mexicana, 3879 nucleotides. RefSeq lists its product as uncharacterized. The record is from RefSeq and is a predicted model, not a curated record. Gene Ontology annotation, biological process: positive regulation of neuron projection development; protein phosphorylation; positive regulation of kinase activity. Bases 16 to 3789 code for a protein of 1257 amino acids. Gene Ontology annotation, molecular function: ATP binding; collagen binding; protein tyrosine kinase collagen receptor activity. Lineage: Eukaryota; Metazoa; Arthropoda; Insecta; Hymenoptera; Apidae. Gene Ontology annotation, cellular component: cytoplasm; signaling receptor complex; plasma membrane. The transcript has 19 exons.